CAAAAGGUAAACUUGUUUUAAAUAAUCUUGGACAUCUCCUAAACAUUAAACUCUAUCUUAGUUUUCUAUAAUUACUCAUAAGAAAAAGUUCUCUGGAUAAAAACUUUAGUGUUCAAAGGAUACUAAAAAAAUAAGAAAAAAAAAGAUUAAAAUUCUCGUACUGGCAAGUGUAUUCAAUAAAUGAUUGAUCUAUUUGAUAUUUUUUUUUGUAUAGAAACAACAAGUACAACAACAACUACUGCAUCUGCAGUAAAUGUUUCUGCAUAUUGGACUUUUGAUAAUACAAUAGCAGAUUCAUAUGAUGUUUAUAACGGUCAACUAAUGAAUAGUGCAGGAUAUACGCCUGCUGCUUCAACUAAUCUACCAUAUGUAGGACAUGGUCAAGCACUUAAUUUAGUUGCAACAUCAAAUCAAUCAUUUCUGAUUUCGACUCCAUUUUUUAAUUUAAGUUAUACAAGUUUUACAAUUGAAGCUUGGAUUUAUUAUUCACCGUCUACCUCUGAUCGUGGAAUAGUUGGUCAAUGUCAAUGUGCAGGCUGUGCAAAUCAAUGUUUUUAUUUAAUUAUUCGAAAUAAUCGCUUGUAUGUUGAUUUCACAUCGAAUUAUUUAUCUGGUUCCACGAUCAUUUCAACUACUUACUGGUAUCAUAUUGCAUUUGUUUAUAAUUAUGAAACACGGCAACAAAUAUUAUAUCUCAAUGGAAUUCAAGAUGCUAUCAAAUCAAAUGCACAACCUUAUCAGGGACAAAAUGGAAGUAUUCAUAUUGGUUCAGCUCAAGCCUAUUCGACCACAAACUUUUUUAACGGUUAUAUUGAUAAUGUAGCAUUAACAACAAGAGCAAAAUCUUCGACAGAAAUUUUAUGUGAUGCAUCUUUAAUGGUUUAUUAUUCAUUUGAUUUUCCUAAUCCAACCGUUGACAAUGGUCCGAAUGGAUUAGAUGGAACAUCGAGUAGCAUAGCCACAGCUGCUAGACGUGUUAAUGAAGCAAUGCGUUUUCUUAGAGCAUCAUCAUCAUAUUUUCGAGUUUAUGGCAUUUAUCAGAUUUCUUAUGGGGUCACGAAUGGCAAACCAUUUUCCAUUGCUUUGUGGAUAAAUCCAGCCCUCAACCAGCAAUAUGGCAAUUAUUUAGAUGUUUGGGACAACUAUUAG
Rotaria sordida is the source of this 1149-nucleotide messenger RNA. Lineage: Eukaryota; Metazoa; Rotifera; Eurotatoria; Philodinida; Philodinidae. The record is from the annotation of a GenBank genome assembly.